Closterium sp. NIES-65 is the source of this 1995-nucleotide messenger RNA. The record is from the annotation of a GenBank genome assembly. NCBI's taxonomy places the organism in Eukaryota, Viridiplantae, Streptophyta, Zygnematophyceae, Desmidiales, Closteriaceae.
AUGGUAUUCCGGGAUUUGAAUCCCGUGCUGCACUACUCGUCGCUGCUGCGCCUCGCGCUGCCCUCCAUUCUCCUCCAGAGCGGCGCGCCGCUCGCCAUCACCUUCCAGACCGCGCUCCUCGGUCGCAAGUCCACGGAGAUCGUCGCCGCAUGGGCCAUCGUCGCAACCGCUACGAAUGCGGCUACAGUCGUCUUCAACUUCCUCGUCGUCGGCGUCACUGCCAAGGUCACUAAGGUGGUGGCGGUGGGGGCAUGGGCGCAGGUGGGCGCGCGCAUCCGCCUGGCCUUGGGGAUGGCGCUGGUGAUGGGCAUGGUGGCGGUGGGGUUGCUGCUGGCGCUGCAGCAGCCGCUCUGGCUGUUGCUGGCGGAUACUCCCAAGGUGCUGCCCUACGCGCGCAGCUACUUCUAUCUCAGAGUCAUUGGCGUGCCGCCCCAGCUGCUCGUCAUGUGCACCUCGGGGAUACUGCAGGGCUACAAGAGGGUGAAUCUAGUAGCGUGUCUGCAGGGCGGCAGGGUCGUGCAAGCCAUGUGUGCCUCCUACAGCGCUCUCGAUGCUGCAGCAGCAGGGUGGUGCAAGCCAUGUGUGCCUCCUACAGCGCUCUCUUCUCUACGUCCUCAUUUUGGGGGCUUGUCGCGGGUGAACCUAGUGGCAUGUCUGCAGGGCGGUAGAGUCUUGCUAGACGUCUUCGCCUCCUACGUGGCCCUUUACGUUCUCGACUGGGGCCUUGUCGGUGUUGGUCUCGGCACCAUCCUCGCCUCCUCUACCAUCGCCGCCGCCGCUUUUGUCUGCAUCCUGCUGCUGCCGCCCGCCGAGGGGCGGCACAAGAUCCAUAUCUUCACGCCGCUGCUGAGCUCCCUGUCUGGCCGGGCGGCAGGGGGGAAACGCGGUGGGGGGUGCUGGAGUCCCCGGGGGAAUGGGAUUGCUGGUGGUGGUGUUUUUGCUAUUGGUGGUGGUGAUGGGGAGGGAGAGGAGGCGUUGCACGUGCCGCUGCUGGAUGAGCAUGUGGGGGAGGGGGGGCAGCAGCAAAGUUGGCAGCAGAAUGGGGGAAGGGCGGUAGGAGGGAUGGUAGGAGGAGGGGAGGAGUUGACGGAGGAGGAGGAGAGGGUGAACGAGGUGUUGAAUGAGAGCACGUGGAAGUUCAUCUGGGAUGGGCUCAGCACCAUGCUGCGAUCCGCGCUCGUGCAGGCAUCGUUUUUCCUGGUCCUGGCCUGCGCAACCUCUCUUGGAAUGCAUGCGGUGGCAGCCCACCAGGUGCUCAUGCAGCUGUGGAUGAUCAACAUCUACAUCGCAGACGGCUUCGCCACCGCCGGCACCAUCGUCGCCAGCAGCGUCGCGGGGCACUUAGCUAAGAGCCGCACGCCCGCAGAGCACGCGAUCCACUUAAGGGACCUGAGAGAGGCGUGCUGGAGGGUGCUGAAUAUGGGCGCGGUGGCGGGCGUGGCGAUAGCUCUGGUGUACCUGGGGUGGCGCGAGCAGCUGAUGGCGCUCUUCACGUUCGAUGAGGGGACGAAGAAGGAAUUGAGAGGCGCGUGGCUGUACCUGGCUCUCAUCCAGCCGCUCAAUUCCAUUGUGUUUGUGUACGACGGGUUGAUCUACGCAGCGCAGGCUUUCUCCUACAUGGCAGCCUUCCUAACCAUCGGCUUCUUCGCCCUCUUCCUGCCCUGCAUCGCAUUAGCGCAUUUUUAUUUCAAGACGCUGGUGGCGGCAUGGGGUGCCAAGGGAGUGUUGAAUGCGGUGCGCUUCUUUGUGGCGGGCUACAAGAUCCACUUCGACUUCCUCUGCCCAAAAACGAAGUUCCCCCCCUCAAACCGCUUCACCGCUCCCAACUCCUCCGCUUCCCCCGCUGCUGCUCCUAGAACCGCUCUGAACCACUCAGCACCUGCUGCUUUCUCUUCCUGGGACAGCGCUGGUCCUUUGCAACACUCCGGAGCGGGGGGGAUUCAUUGCCUGGGCAUGGGCGGUCAUUGCGAUGGCUUGCGAAUGCAGUUUGAGUAA